AUUCUGCAAUAAAAGUAAUAUGAAAUGGUAUUGUGUGAUAGCAUUGUGUAUUUUCAGCGUGGCCCCUGCAAGAUGUACUUCCAGUGAAUCGGAGGCUUUGCAGCAGGCUUUUGUGCUUGUUGAUCUUCUUAAAGCAGAAUAUGCAAGACUGAACAAACAAAAUUCAUUUUUGAGAGCUGGAGUGCCUUUAAGUACACCUGAACAGCCGACUUGCCCAACUACACAACGCCCUGCGAAUAAUGAUCAUUCAUUUACGUUGGAUGGAGGAAGUCUUGCAGUCCCUUUCCGUAGAAUUCUCUUAAACAAUUUGACUCCGGACUCCGCUAACAAUAUGCGAAAACAAUCACGUCUUAAGAGUAGGCGGCUGGAAUACGACGACAUGUUUGGGCCGCAUCCUGGUGAAGAACCCACAGAACGCACAUCACAAACUCAACCUACGUCGACGCUACCAACAUCAAGCUCAGCAUCACCCACACCACCACCAACCAAAGUAGAAAUCACGAUUCCAACAGUCUCAGAAGUUGCACAACAUCUCUCAACGCGUCCUUCUAUAGAUUUUGAGCAGACCAGAAAAGCAAAAAUAGAAGGCAACAAAGCCGUCAAAUUAAAAUUGAGCCACCAAAAGCCUACGAGCAGAGACCCCGUCAUUGAACAGGUGGCAUCCGAAGUCAUGAACGAGAUGAAAGACAGGACUACCUCUAAAUUUAAGGUUGAAAUAGCGCCACUUUUGACUGCUAAGACGGAACGAUACACUAGAUUUGAGAAUGUCAAAGGCACCUACAGGAUCCAUCAAGCCACCAGCAAAAGAUAUCCCAUUCCCUUACCGGAAAAUAAUGCGUUUUGCUUUUAUCACCCAGAUAAUCCAUUGUGUCGAACAUUCAUAUAAGCUAGUUCCUGGACCAA
Messenger RNA from Pieris brassicae (large cabbage white), 903 nucleotides. RefSeq lists its product as uncharacterized. The transcript has 5 exons. Bases 20 to 886 code for a protein of 288 amino acids. Lineage: Eukaryota; Metazoa; Arthropoda; Insecta; Lepidoptera; Pieridae. The record is from RefSeq and is a predicted model, not a curated record.